UAAACAGUUAGUCAGUUAGCAGAGACAGAAAUAGACACAGACUCAGAGCAGACAGAAACAGACAGAGGAGCAGCGAUAGUACCAGAACCUGAGUAGAGACAGAAAACACAGUAAGUUAUUGGAGAUGUCUGAGGCCAUCUAUGCUCUGCCAGAUAUGACCAAGAAGAUCAAGUUUGACAGAGGUCAGAUGGAGGAGAGGAUUGUGGAUAUCUACGUCAGUGCAGACACCCUGAGAGACAGUGAGACCAGCACCAAGAGAGAAGAGACAGCAGACACUACUUCUAAUUAUGGACCAGGAGACCAGCACUCAGUACAUUUUCAGUGGUGGAAGAGACCCUCUGGAGUUGCUGCAGUGUGUCUGGGGCUGCUGUGUGUUCUCCUACUGGCUGGGAUCAUAGGCCUGUCUGUCCAAUACAGCAACGUCUCAAAGAACUCAUCUGCAGAGAGAGACCAGCUACAGACCAGCUACAACAACCUGACUAAAGAGAGAGACCAGCUACAGACCAACUACAACAACCUGACUAAAGAGAGAGACCAGAUAAAGACCAGUUAUAACAACCUGACUAAAGAGAGAGAUCAGCUACAGACUGAGAGAGAUUUUCUUAGCGGGAGUCUUAACAAUUGCAAACAAACCUGUCCUGCUGGCUGGCAGAAGUUUGAAUCCAUGUGGUACUUCCUGUCUACUGAGACUAAAACCUGGAAGGAGAGCAGAAAGGACUGUCUGGAGAGAGGAGCAGACCUAGUCAUCAUAAACAGUGAUGCGGAACAGAAAUUUCUCUUCAACCUCAAGAAGAGAGUCUGGAUUGGUCUGACUGACUCUGUUAAUGAGGGGACCUGGAGAUGGGUGGACGACAAAACACUGACCAACCCAAGGUACUGGUAUUACCCACAGCCUGAUAAUGGUGGUGGCAAACCAGCAAAUGGUGAGGAGGACUGUGUUGAGAUACGCACAGAUCAGAGCCUUCCGAAUGCAUGGAAUGACUUGUCAUGUGCGGAGAAUCUUCACUGGAUUUGUGAGAAAGUGGUUUAACAUCACCAUGACAGCAUACUAUAACACAUACAGCAGCCUACAGUGCACAGAACUUCCUCCUUCAUUCACUCUCUCUCUGUCUCUGUCUCAAACCCACACACACGCACACGCAUGUUUUAUUUGUUUGUAUUAGCAUAUUAAUAAAAGUCAAACUUAUUUCCUGA
Messenger RNA from Salmo salar (Atlantic salmon), 1194 nucleotides. RefSeq lists its product as uncharacterized. NCBI's taxonomy places the organism in Eukaryota, Metazoa, Chordata, Actinopteri, Salmoniformes, Salmonidae. The record is from RefSeq and is a predicted model, not a curated record.